Messenger RNA from Scomber japonicus (chub mackerel), 1781 nucleotides. RefSeq names its product SIL1 nucleotide exchange factor (gene sil1). The record is from RefSeq and is a predicted model, not a curated record. Lineage: Eukaryota; Metazoa; Chordata; Actinopteri; Scombriformes; Scombridae. Bases 16 to 1518 code for a protein of 500 amino acids. The transcript has 12 exons.
GAAGCCUUGAGAUGUAUGCGGGAACUGUUUGUGUGUUUGUGUGAAGAUAGGAGAGAUAAACAACACUUGUUUCUCUGCUUUUCACCUCAUACCUUCAUUGAAGCAGUCGUCAUGAGGCUGCUCUCCAGUAGUGAAAGAGGAGCUUCAUCCAGCUGCUUAACUCUGGCUUUUCUCAUGCUGCUGCUUUGCUGUCACAUAACCAGCACUCUCAGCCAAAAGUCUGAAUCUGCUCUAACUGUGGUGGAGAACAUGGAAGGAGGAGAAGGAGCAAGUAGCGAUGAUGAUGGUGAUGAGGUGACGAUUGAUGAAGAUGAAGAGGAAGGAGAUUUAGAAGUGGUGCAACCUACUGAGGAGUGGCAAACACUUAAACCAGGCCAGGCAGUGCCAGCAGGUUCUCAUGUGAGGCUGAAUCUGCAGACAGGUCAGAGGGAGGUGAGACUGGGAGAGGAACAGCUUAAAUACUGGACACAGGAGCACAGGGAGGAGAAGGAGAUCACGUCUUCCUUCAGUCCUGAUGAGCUGAAAAAAGCCAUGAAGAAGAUCAAGGAGGACCUGAAACCUGCAAGCAGAGACACAGAGCAGCAGGACUCUGUGUCAUCUCAGUUUCGUCCUCUGGAGGAGUUAAAGAGAGACAUGGCUCAGCUGGACCUGCUGGUAGAGACGGAUGUUCAGAUUAUGAGGCGUCUGCUGGAUCAGUUCAACAGCAGCAACUCAACAGUGCAGCAGAGGCUGAGCAUCCUGCUGGAGCUGGAGUAUCUGGUGCAUCAGGUGGAUAACGCUCAGACCCUGUGCUCGAUGGGGGGUCUAAAAUUAAUUCUUGAAGGUCUGAACAGCACUGACUUCAGAUUACAGGAGAGCUCUGCCCUCGUCCUGGGCUCUGCUCUGUCCAGUAACCCGGUGGUCCAGGUGAAGGCAGUGGAGAGCGGCGCCCUUCAGACUCUGUUAACCGUCCUGGCCACAUCACAAGCACACAGCGUCAAAAAGAAGGUUCUGUUCGCAGUGGCAUCCCUCUUGCGUCACUUCCCCUUUGCGCAGCAUCACUUCCUGUCACACGGCGGGCUGCAGGUGCUGUCUGAACUGUUCAGAGCAGACGGGAGAGGAGCGCUGCGUACACGCAUCGUCACCAUGUUAUACGACAUGAUCAGCGAGAAGGAGCUGAUCUCUCAGGCGGGUCUGGACCCGGCCCUGGACGCCUCCCACGAGGAGCGAGUACGUCAGUAUUCCAAAGUGUCCCUGCAGGGGGAGCUGCUGGAGGAGGGCUGGUGCAGUCUGGUGCCACAGCUGCUGGAGUCCUCUGAUCAUGACUGCAGAGAGAAGGCUUUGCGAGCUCUGUUGGCGAUGGCUCCUGUGUGUUUGGAGCAGUACCGCUCAGACCGCUCCCUGCUGGGCUCUCUGGUCUCUCUGAGAGACCAGUACCAGGACAUGGUCCAAUCAGAGAUGAUUCUAGGAGAGGAGAACGGCUACUUCGCAGAGAUUGUUGAUCUGAUAGAUGCACUGAAGGUGAAAAUGACUGUCUGAUCUAUCAGAGUGACAUUUACUCUGGCCAAUCAGUGCAGAGAGGAGGCUACAGACUGGUAUCUACACUGUGGUGAGGAGUCAGCCAACCACAGAACUCACUCCUCUGUGUCCCACUGCUCCUGUUCCAGUCAACUAAAGGACUGAAUGUUGGGCUGACCCUGCUGCUCACUAUAAACUCUACCAACUUUUCACUGGUGGCCUUUGGGAGAAUUUAAAGGACUAUUUUUAUUUUGUGUUGAUAAUUUAAAAAAAUAAAUUAUUUA